AUGUGUAUGCCAAGAACAACUACAACACCACAAGAACUGAUCGAUCUACAACAACAAUUUGAAAAAUUAGAUGAUCAGGUCAUAAUCAUGGACCAAAACAAAAACCAAGAAAUGUACUACAAUCCCAUUCAACCAACUCAAUUUUGCCAACAAACUUUUCUUCCUCCAUUGCCAACAAUGAUAACGUGUGUGCCAACAACUACUACAACACCACAAGAAUCGAUAGAUCUACAACAACAACUUGUGAUACAGGAUCAGGUUUAUCCUAAUUUCACUAUGCCGAUGCCGACUCCUCUGAUCAAAACUUUUAAAAGAAAAAACCAGUCAACAAGAGUUGUCUAUGAAGUGUUGCAAGAGGAACUCAUAGGUGAUAAAUGGGCAUGGCGUAAGUAUGGUCAGAAGUCAAUCAAAGGUUCUCCAUUCCCGAGGAACUACUUCAAAUGUAGUACAUCAGGAUGUUGCAAAGCAACAAAAAUAAUUGAGAAAAGCCCAAAGAAUGAGAACUAUUUUUUGGUGUCCUAUUCUGAUGAACACAACCAUGAUCCUCCUACAUAUCGUAGAUCUCUUGCUUUAUACAACAGUAGUUCCAAACGCAAACUUCCAAAAGGUAUAAAUAUUGUGCCCAAAGCGUUAAAUUUGAAUGCAUCAUCAUCCUCGUCCAAGCGUGCUAAGCGUUUCAAAGUUGACACCUCUUCAAUUAGUCCAACUGCACCUACACUUGAAAUUGAGAGAAAUAAUGAAAUGGUUGAUGUUGUCGUGGAGAACAAAAACGAUAUUGAAGAGGAGGAGAACAUGUAUGACAAUAUUUUCAUGGAUUUUGAAGAACUCCAACAAGUUACUACUUCCAUCUUAUGGGGAUGA
Molecule: messenger RNA, 861 nt
Organism: Solanum stenotomum
Lineage: Eukaryota; Viridiplantae; Streptophyta; Magnoliopsida; Solanales; Solanaceae
Product: probable WRKY transcription factor 27
Exons: 3
Coding region: 1-861 (286 amino acids)
Biological process (GO): regulation of DNA-templated transcription
Cellular component (GO): nucleus
Molecular function (GO): DNA-binding transcription factor activity; transcription cis-regulatory region binding
Source: RefSeq, a predicted model, not a curated record